AUGAAUUGGACGGGCGGCGCGAAGCAGAGGCACUCCAAUGCUGCCGGUUCUCUGAAGCAUCGACAGCAGCAGCACUUCGCGAAAGUCAAGGCCAAUCCCUUAGCAGGGAAGAAGCAAUCACCACGGAAGCAUCCAAACGUUGAUCGCUUGCGCCAACUUCAUGAAGGAAACAGUCGACCUCGACAGCCUUCCGCUGCCAUCAUUGACCCGCGGGAGUCUCACACGUACGACGAUAGAAACACCAGUCAGCGGCAUACCCAAUCUGAUCCGUUCAAGGUUCAUCCAGCCACAUUCGGCGAACCAAAAAAUACCCAUUUUCUUGCCUCCCAGCAGCAUCAUCCCACUACGAUAAAGCGCGAAAAGUCCUCCCGCGCGGGUUUCCACCCUCCCACUUUCCAAUCCCGCGUUGAAGUAAUGGAAUACCAACGAGACUCGGUAUCAGUGGCUUCGGGUGGUUUUGAUCACGAAGCUGAGGGCUCAUUGAUGGAGAAGAGGCGGAAAAUAUUGCUCAAGGGAGACUGGGUCUGUGUUGGGUUUCAGCGUCCUCCGCAGGUUGAAAAUAUCUCAUCACAAAUUAAACACGAUGUCGCGAGGAGAAGGAAAGUUAGGGAUGGUCAUCGGGCAAGAUACAAUAAUGAACCACAAUCCCAUUUUCCUAUCCGGGAUCACGAAUAUCGUCAUCAACAGAAACCUCGAGAAACUCAUGAGCACAUGCCUCGAAAUACUGGUCAACCUGGUGUCCGAAUCUCUAUUGGCGGAAAAUUGACGGCCCCAGGUCUAAGUUCAAGUUCUGCAGUACCUAGAAGCAUACAAAGUCAAAGUUCUCAACGGUUUUCUUCUAAUCGACAGCCAUCAUACUCCUCGGAUGUCAUGCUGCUUGACAACGAAAAAAUGCGAUCAGGGAGUAUGAGCUCCCGGGGUCUGUCAAAUGUUCAGUUGGCAAAUGAACGUAGGGCCACGCCGGAAGAGCAAAGGCAACCUAUCUUCUGUCCAUCUUCAGCCUCUCUCGUCCAUCCUGUUCCCAGAAGCACCAGAGUAGCCCCGAUACUACGAAGAGAAUCCGUCGAGAGGGACGCUGCUGAUAGUACUAUUGCUCAAGUUGGACGAAACAGACCGAUAGUCCCAAGUUCUGAGGUUCUAGAUAAUUCCAUAUGGGAGACUUGGAUGGAGGCAAUGAACCCCGAAGAUAACAGCAAUACAGAAUCCACAACUGACAAUCAAAACGUUCAUAUAAGUCCUGGCGUCAGUGCUGCGCCGACUUACGGACCAAGAUACGACAUCACAGAGGUUGCAGGGAUGGAUCAUUUUGACGAAUUUUCAACGGAUCUGGGUCCUUUCAAACCCGUGGAUAUCCCACGAGAGCUCUCGGACAGUCGAGAUGAAAAAAAUAAUACAAAUGGAUACUCGAUUGAUGACCAAUCUGAAAUUCCUAGUUAUUUCGGAGAGGGAGCUGAGGCUUACACUGAGUCCGAUAUCCUGGAUGUCAAUUCAGCAAGCGGAGGGUACACCGAAGAAUCAAGACAGGAUUUCAAAUUAAUGACACAUAGCGCACCUAGUUCUUCGCCAACAAGUUAUCGCAGGUUCAAGAUGCCAUCACCACUUCCGGAACUGGCAUCCGAUGAAGACAACGUAUCCAGUCCUUCCAUAUCACAUUCGCCCAACCAUAAAGGCCACACAGUAACAGGGUCUCCAAUAUUCAAUCAGCGAAUUAACCUUAAACAGCAAGAGCCUGAAUUAACUCAGCAGAACGAUACUGGUGCUAUGUGGAAUGCUCUGGCAAAAGCUUUGGAACCACCGGUUUUAGAAGAAAGCGCGGCUGACGAUGUGUGGAGAAAAUUUGUAUUUGGAAGCGAAGGAGAAGACGUCGAUAUAUUUGGUCAACAAGUAACACUUGGCGCAUCGAGUCUUGGACCGUCUCGUGGGUCGUCUGUCAUGGUGCAACAACCCUCUAGCAACUUCGAUUCGCAUGGAGUUCCUCCAAAUACUACCAGCCCAUCACGAUUGUUUCCUUUGGAACAACCAACGACGUCUCUUAGUGACUAUCGUAUGGAAGAUUAUGGAUCUAGUUACCUGGAACCAGACGAAUGGACCUACUCGGUGGGUACUCGGACGGAUUGUGCUACGAAAGGCGGAUCGGCCAGUUUGGCAGCUGUAGAGGUGGUUUCGUCCGCAACAUCAAAUGCGUUCAGGACAACCUUGGGUGGAGGUACAGAUUUUUCAACGACACAGACAGAUCGACGAACCUUUACCACAAGCAGCCCGCUCCAAAGACCAACGAAAAAAGUCAUGUUUACUAAACCAACUCCUUUCAGCAGCUCGCUAACCGAAGCAAGCUGA
Molecule: messenger RNA, 2337 nt
Organism: Hymenoscyphus albidus
Lineage: Eukaryota; Fungi; Ascomycota; Leotiomycetes; Helotiales; Helotiaceae
Source: the annotation of a GenBank genome assembly